AUGGUUCGCAAAGAUCCCAUAUUCGAAGCUCGCACAAAUGUCAAGCUCCACUCAAACCGGCUCAAGAAAGAAGCCGCCCGCGCCGAAGCGACCUACAAAUCUGAAAAAGCCAAAGCGGACAAAGCGAUGAAAAACCGCGAAUUCCAAAUCGCCCGCAUCCACGCCGGGUCCGCCGUCCGAGAAAAGCGACGCCAAGUGACCCUUAAAUCCGAAGCGGCGCGCGCCGACGUAAUAAUCAACGAGCUAAAAGCCGCACAAAGCACACGGGAUACAUCACGAACACUAGCGCUUGCGUCUCGGGGAUUGGACGCUGCCUCGAAGAGCGUGAAUCUGGAACACCUAGUAGCGCAUGCGAAUAACUUCCUUGCGCGAUCGGAGGAUUUCAAGAUUGCUAGUAGUGCGAUUGAGGAUGUUGCGCAGGGUGUUUCGAUGCAGGAGUAUGGGGCUGAGGGGGAGUCGGAGGUUGACCGGAUGAUGGAGCAGUUGGCUGAUGAUGCGGGUGUUGAUAUGCGCAUGGCCUUGGAGGCGGAUAAGGCUCCUGAAGCGGAGGUUAAGGAGCCGCAGCAGGGUGUUAAGGUGGAUGCGGAUGUAGAGGAUGGGUUGAGUGCUAGGUUACAGGCUUUGAGGGCUAUUAACUAA
Penicillium malachiteum is the source of this 639-nucleotide messenger RNA. RefSeq names its product putative SNF7 family protein Fti1/Did2. Lineage: Eukaryota; Fungi; Ascomycota; Eurotiomycetes; Eurotiales; Aspergillaceae. The record is from RefSeq and is a predicted model, not a curated record. The coding region runs from base 1 to 639 and encodes 212 amino acids. Gene Ontology annotation, biological process: endosome transport via multivesicular body sorting pathway; protein transport; late endosome to vacuole transport. The transcript is spliced from 2 exons. Gene Ontology annotation, cellular component: ESCRT III complex; multivesicular body.